Messenger RNA from Drosophila takahashii, 1233 nucleotides. RefSeq names its product Odorant receptor 65c (gene Or65c). Gene Ontology annotation, molecular function: olfactory receptor activity; odorant binding. Lineage: Eukaryota; Metazoa; Arthropoda; Insecta; Diptera; Drosophilidae. Gene Ontology annotation, biological process: sensory perception of smell; detection of chemical stimulus involved in sensory perception of smell. Gene Ontology annotation, cellular component: plasma membrane. The record is from RefSeq and is a predicted model, not a curated record.
AUGGACUUACGUGGCAAUUUGAAUCGUUUUCUAAUAUUUUAUUUCGAUGGUUGGAAGGUUUUUUGGGAUCCUCACCUGGAGUCUAGGCAUUCGCCAGUAUACUUUUGGAGGGAACAGAUGAAAGCAAUGUGUUUAUACACAACAUCCGAGGAAAGACUAUUGCCCUAUCGAUCUGUUUGGCACACUUUGGUGAUUAUCCAAGCUUCCGUGUUAUUUGGAUCAAUGUGCUACGGCGUAACUGAAUCGAUAGGAGACAGUGUUCAAAUCGGUCGGGAUCUGGCUUUCAUCAUUGGGAUAUUUUUUAUCGUUUUUAAGAUGUACUACUUUAUUUGGUACGGCGAUUCCCUUGACGAGGUGGUCGAUGAUCUGGAGGCCUUUCAUCCUUGGGCCCAGAAGGGUCCUAAUACAGUAGAUUAUCGAACUGGCAAGCGCUGGUACUUCUUGAUGGCCUUUGUUAUAUCGACAUCUUGGGCCUUCUUCCUGUGUAUUUUUCUGCUACUACUAAUAACAUCACCCAUGUGGGUCCAGCAUCAGAAUCUUCCCCUUCACGCGGCUUUUCCCUUUCAAUGGCACGACAGGUCAAAACACCCCAUCAUCCACGCCGUAUUCUAUUUGUUUCAGAGUUACUUUGGGGUAUAUGCCCUUACUUGGCUUUUGUGCAUGGAGGGAUUAUCUGUAUCCGCAUACGUGGAAGUAACUUUUGCCACCGAAGUUUUAUGCCUCGAACUUCGCACCCUUAAUCGGAGAUGCAAUGGAAUCGAACAACUUCGAAUUGAGAUGAAUCGCUUGAUCAGGUUUCAUCAGAAGAUUGUUGAAAUUUUAGAUCGGUUAAACAGCGUUUUUCAUGGGACCCUUAUCAUGCAGAUGUGCGUUAACUUUUCCUUGGUCUCCCUAUCUGUGUUAGAGGCCAUGGAGGCCCGAAAAGACCCCAAGGUUGUGGCCCAAUUUGCCGUUCUCAUGCUGCUCGCUUUGGGCCAUCUGUCCAUGUGGUCAUAUUUUGGAGAUUUGCUAUCCCAUAGCUCGUUGAAAAUCUCGGAAGCUGCUUAUGAGGCAUAUGACCCGGCUAAGGGAUCCAAAGAGGUUUAUAGGGAUCUCUGCCUAAUUAUUCGACGUGCUCAGGAGCCUCUGAUCAUGAGAGCCAGCCCCUUCCCUUCAUUUAAUUUUAUAAACUACGCCGCUAUACUCAAUCAAUGCUACGGAAUACUCACAUUUUUAUUAAAAACUGUGGACUAA